GCGGGCGCGACUUUCAAGGUUGUCCAUCCAAAAGCGACAGGAACCAAGCCGCUGGCUGCAUCUCUGCCUCUUGUCUUGCAAAGCCUACUACUGACAGAAGCAACAAACAGCCAUGUCAGCCGCCAACGAACCCUUCUAUCUGCGCUACUACUCUGGCCACUCGGGCCGCUUCGGCCACGAGUUCCUAGAGUUCGACUUUCGCGUCCUCGGCGACGGACGUAGCGCCACUGCCCGAUAUGCCAACAACUCCAACUACCGUAACGACAGUCUGAUCAGGAAAGAGAUGUGCGUCAGCUCUCUGGUCAUUGACGAGAUCAAGCGCAUCAUCAAGGACAGCGAGAUUAUGAAGGAAGACGACGAGAAAUGGCCGACCAAAAACAAAGACGGAAAGCAGGAGUUGGAGAUCCGCCUCGGGAACGACCACAUUUCAUUCGAGACUGCCAAGAUCGGAUCGAUCAACGAUGUUACGGACUCGGCCGACCCAGAAGGCUUGCGCGUCUUCUACUACCUCGUUCAGGACCUCAAGGCGCUGGUGUUCAGUCUCAUUGCCUUGCACUUCAAGAUCAAGCCCAUUUAAUCUUCCGACACGAACGAAUACCCCGAGUUUGAUAUAUCCUUACUCAUGGAAAGGAGAGAUUUUGUGGGAUAAUGCGGCGUUUUAUAAAGGCGUUCUUUUCUAUCUAUUGGCGGCGCAGAUGGGUUUCUUGAAACUGGAUUUAACAUGGAUAACUUCGGGACUGGCACAAUCGUAUACAUUAUCGACCAAUCGCCCCACUGGCCCCCGAACCUAAGAGUCGUCAUGGCUGUUUGUGUCAGCUAUUGAUGAUGACCAACCAAGCAGUGUGAGGCAAGAUAUCCGAUGCAGUUGCCAGGCGGAGACCGAGUGAUGGAACACCGACAUCUCAUUACGAAGCACACCAAAAGCAUGCCGCUGUACGAUUCGUACAACAAAUUCGAUUCGUACCUCUAUGUGAAGAGAGACCUGCCAUGGCUGGUCUUGAAUCACGAUUGAUCAAGUGACAAAAGGUUGGGCUACCAACUUUAAAGCAGUAACAAGGUCCGCACAUGUCAAAGUAAGAAGUUAAUCGAUCCAACUCUCCGACUUUUGGCUCUUAUUGGCGGUAGACCGGUUAUGCUGUGUAACUUUUCGCUUGACGAGUAACGCGGGGUAGACUUUCC
This is a messenger RNA of Neurospora crassa OR74A, 1179 nucleotides long. RefSeq names its product mago nashi protein. NCBI's taxonomy places the organism in Eukaryota, Fungi, Ascomycota, Sordariomycetes, Sordariales, Sordariaceae. Bases 113 to 577 code for a protein of 154 amino acids. Gene Ontology annotation, cellular component: nucleus; exon-exon junction complex. Gene Ontology annotation, biological process: RNA splicing. The record is from RefSeq and is a predicted model, not a curated record. The transcript is spliced from 6 exons.